Molecule: messenger RNA, 1083 nt
Organism: Synchiropus splendidus (mandarinfish)
Lineage: Eukaryota; Metazoa; Chordata; Actinopteri; Syngnathiformes; Callionymidae
Gene: ndufaf6
Product: NADH:ubiquinone oxidoreductase complex assembly factor 6
Exons: 9
Coding region: 367-1035 (222 amino acids)
Biological process (GO): biosynthetic process; mitochondrial respiratory chain complex I assembly
Cellular component (GO): mitochondrion
Source: RefSeq, a predicted model, not a curated record
GACUGCUUCCUGUGCGACUGGAAGGUGACGGUAACAACAUGGCGGCAGCCGGCGCGCGCCCUCUCAGUAAAACCUUGAUGUUUUACCCAAUGGCGUCACAUUUGUAUCGUAUGACAUCAGCAUGUUCUUUUUGGGUACAAAGAGGGACUAAUGUCCUGAGUCACAGACGUGCCAGUAGCAAAACACCGGAACAAGACGAGAAGAACUACUGUCUGGACCUGGUUCGGUCCAGAGACUACGAUGGCUUCCUGUCGUCCAUCCUCCUCCCGGAGGAGGCGCGUCGCUCCUCUCUGGCUCUGAGAGCCUUCAACGUGGAGCUGGCUCAGGCAGGUGAAGGACUCCGUCACCCAAAAGUCCAUCGGGCUGAUGCGGAUGCACUUCUGGAAAGCAGCUAUAGAGGAGAUAUACAGAGACGAACCGCCAAAUCAGCCUGUGGCCACUGAACUUUGGAGGGCUGUGAGGAAACAUCACCUGACGAAAAGAUGGCUGCUGAGGAUUAUUGCAGAGAGAGAGAAAGACCUGGACGACCGUGCAUACAGAAACCUGCAGGAGCUGGAAACAUACUCAGAACACACUCAGUCGUCGCUGCUCCUCCUCCUGCUGCAGUGUCUAGGAGUGGCCGACGUCCAUGCCGACCAUGCUGCCAGUCACGUCGGCAAGUCGAUGGGAAUCGUCACGUGUUUGCGAGCGACGCCGUAUCACAGCAGUAGACGCCGCGUCUACCUGCCCAUGGACAUUUGCAUGCUGCAUGGAGCUUCUCAGGAGGACUUCAUCCGCUGCAGCCGGGAUCAGAAAGUGAAGGAUGUUGCGUAUGACAUUGCCAGCCAGGCUCACGUCCACCUGGAGCAUGCUCGGUCUUUCCGUCACAAUGUGCCAGCUGCAGCAGCACCCGCCCUCCUCCAGACGGUGGUUUUGGAGGACUUCCUCCAGAGACUACGGAAAGUGGACUUUGACUUGUUCCACCCGAGUCUGCAAAGUCGGAACCCUCUGCUGCCUUUCUUAUUGUACCUGCGCUCAUGGAAAACCACCUACUGACCUAAGACCUGACUGAGAACGUGCACAAUAAACCUUCACAAGCUGUGA